Messenger RNA from Menidia menidia (Atlantic silverside), 4282 nucleotides. The record is from the annotation of a GenBank genome assembly. NCBI's taxonomy places the organism in Eukaryota, Metazoa, Chordata, Actinopteri, Atheriniformes, Atherinopsidae.
AACUACAAAGAAGACCUGAAGGAUUUGUCUUUCUUCCAUGAGAAUGUCCUCCAAAAAAGUCUCCCGAUGGGAAUUCCUCCCUGGUCUGUUUCAUUUUGAAAGUUUAACAGGAAGUUCCUCUUCGUGACACUUGGCUGCUGCUGACUGUUGGUCCCCGCUGCUGUUGCCCGGUCUCCGGAGAGGAUUUACAUACCCUGAUUUCCGUGGGACUGGGGAGGGAGAGAGGAGGGUGGUGCGCCUUUCAGGAACUGAGGGGGGAACAUCGCAAAAGGAGUGUUUCCCCCCGGUCGGGAGGAGCACUGGGAGGUUUCUCGAAGGGGACGGAAAGCAGCUCGAGUUAAACCCGGUUUGAAGGGCCGUGGCCAUGGCCGGGGGAGGUGUUGCUGGUGGUGGUGCUGGAGGCAUUUCUCCGUUGGGGCCCUCGCCUCCGUUGUGGUAUCACCGGGACCUGAGUCGAGCCGCGGCCGAGGAGCUGCUUGCCCGGGCCGGGAGAGACGGGAGCUUUCUGGUGCGGGACAGCGAGAGUGUCAACGGGGCUUACGCCUUGUGUGUACUGUUUCAGAAGCAUGUCCACACCUAUAGAAUCCUACCAGACGACGAGGGAUUUCUGGCUGUGCAGACAUCACAGGGUGUGCAGCCUAAGCGGUUCAAGACGUUGCCAGAGUUGGUUUCAUUGUACCUGCAGCCCAGCCAGGGUCUGGUCACCACCUUGCUAUACCCUGUGGACAGAGAGGAGACGGCUGUCCCCGAUGACAGAGACUAUUCAGAUGGAGAGGACGAAAAGCCGGCCCUCCCCCCUCGGACCACAUCCACCUCUACUUCUCCUGGACCAGACACACCCACGGAAAGCGCUCCUGCGGCAAACGGUCUGAGCACAAUCUCCCAUGAGUACUUGAAGGGCAGUUAUGCUUUGGACCUUGAAGCUGUCAAACAGGGAGCCUCCUCCCUGCCUCAUCUCAACAAAACACUAGUGGCCUCCUGCAAACGUCUAAAUGGAGAGGUGGAUAAAGUUCUGUCUGGGCUGGAGAUCCUGUCUAAAGUCUUUGAUCAGCAGAGUGCUUUCAUGGUCUCUAAGAUGAUCCAGCAGUCAGUGAAUCAGGGUGGAGACCAAGAACUGGAGAAUUUGGUGACCAAGUUGGCAAUUCUCAAAGACCUGCUGUCUUCGAUAGAGAAAAAGGCUCUGAAAGCUCUACAGGACAUGAGUGCCUCUUCUCCGGGCUCCCCUCCUCCUCUUUCCAUGCGUCACAGCAAAGCCAUUCCUGUGCAGGCCUUCGAGGUGAAGCUGGACGUCUACCUCGCUGAGCUGACAAAGAUAGGAAAGAGCCAGAAGUUCACUUUAUCUGUGGAUGUGGAGGGAGGAAGACUGGUGGUGAUGAAGAAGGUGAAGGACAAUCAGGAGGACUGGACCACAUUCACACAUGACAAAAUACGUCAGCUGAUCAAGUCUCAGCGAGUGCAGAAUAAACUGGGCAUUGUCUUUGAGAAGGAGAAAGACAAGAUUCAGAGGAAAGACUUCAUCUUUGCCAGUGCCAAGGCCUGUACACGCAUUUUCACAAAUUCUAAGCGGGAGGCAUUUUGUCAGCUGCUGCAGCUGAUGAAGAACAAACAUUCCAACCAGGAUGAGCCAGACAUGAUCUCCAUCUUCAUAGGCUCCUGGAAUAUGGGCUCCGUACCGGCACCUAAGUCUGUGGCCUCUUGGGUUUUGUGCCGCGGCCUUGGGAAGACACUGGACGAAAUGACGGUCACCAUCCCUCACGACCUGUACGUCUUUGGAACCCAGGAGAACUCGGUGUGUGAGCGGGAGUGGGUGGAGUCCCUACGCUCGAUGCUAAAAGAACAGACAGAACUGGAUUAUAAGCCGAUUGCGGUCCAGACUCUGUGGAACAUCAAAAUUGCUGUGUUGGUGAAACCUGAACAUGAGAACAGGAUCAGCCACGUGGGGAUGUCCAGUGUCAAGACAGGCAUCGCCAACACGCUGGGUAACAAAGGUGCCGUGGGAGUGUCUUUCAUGUUCAACGGAACGUCAUUUGGCUUUGUGAACUGUCAUUUGACAUCAGGGAAUGAGAAGAUUGCCAGGAGGAACCAGAACUACCUUGAUAUCCUGCGGCUUCUGUCUUUAGGAGACAAACAGCUGAGCUCCUUCGACAUAUCAUUGCGCUUCACACACCUGUUUUGGCUGGGAGACCUUAACUACAGGCUGGAUAUGGAUAUACAGGAAAUUUUAAACUACAUUAACAGGAAAGAAUUCGAACCCCUGCUAAAAGUGGACCAGCUAAACCUGGAGCGAGAGAAGAAUAAAGUCUUUUUACGCUUUGCGGAAGAAGAGAUAUCAUUCCCUCCCACCUACCGUUACGAAAGAGGCUCCAGGGACACAUACGUGUGGCAGAAGCAGAAGGCCACCGGGAUGAGGACUAAUGUCCCAUCCUGGUGUGAUCGGAUCCUGUGGAAGUCAUACCCAGAAACGCACAUUGUCUCCAACUCCUAUGGCUGUACAGACGACAUAGUGACAAGUGACCAUUCCCCCAUAUUUGCCACGUUUGAGGUUGGCGUGACCUCCCAGUUUGUCUCCAAAAAAGGACUGCCGAAAUCUUCAGAGCAGGCCUACAUUGAGUUUGAAAGCAUUGAGGCCAUCGUCAAGACGGCGAGCAGGACCAAAUUCUUUAUCGAGUUCUACUCCACUUGUCUGGAAGAGUUUAAGAAGAGUUACGAGAACGACAGUCAGAGCAGCGACAACGUCAACUUUCUGCGUGUGAGCUGGUCCAACAAGCAGUUAACGACACUCAAGCCUCUCCUCUCAGAUAUCGAAUACCUACAGGACCAACAUCUGCUGCUAACAGUGAAAUCAGUGGAUGGAUACGAGUCCUAUGGAGAGUGUGUGUUGGCACUUAAGUCAAUGAUUGGCAGCACGGCACAGCAGUUCCACACAUACCUGUCCCACCGGGGUGAAGAGACGGGUAAUAUCCGGGGAUCCAUGAGGGUUAGGGUCCCUGCUGAGAGGAUGGGAACCAGGGAGCGGCUGUACGAGUGGAUCAGCGUGGACAACGAUGAGACAGGCGGACCCAAAGGGAAAUCCACACUGGUAUCCAGAGUGGGACACGAAUAUGUGAAGACCUCUGUAGUUCGUAAGCAGCUUGGAGAACUGGGAAAGGUCAGCGAGGAAGGAGAAAGGAGCAAGGAGGAAACUGCUGCAAGACCCAAACAAGAUGCGUCAGACGGCGAUUCAUCGAUCAGCAAGAACAGCUACAAUAAUCCUGCCUACUACAUUCUGGAGGGAGUUCCGAACCAAUCGGCCGCAGCUCUCUCUCCGGAGCUCCUCCCAACUAGUACCUCCGCAAACCCCUCCGCACCCAAAGCACCCCCUCCGUCAGUCGGGGCUCGAACAAAACCCUCCCCCGCAUCCUCACUGCCCCCUCACCCACGCAGACACUUAGCCGGACACCCGGCUCUUGGCGUGGGUGAGGAGGGAUCCUCAGAGGACGAUGGCGGUGCUUGCAUGGCAGGAGGAGGUGUCCCCGCAGCAGUCGGAAGCACUCUGAAUCGGCCGCCUCCAGACUUCCCUCCUCCCCCCCUACCUAAAGGAGCCCUGGAGAUGGUUUCUGAGGCUCCCUUCGCCAAACCUCGUCCUCUCUACCCCGAUCUGGCCGAGGUCAGGAUCCCCCCAGCCGGCCCUGGUGUUCCACUUCCCCACGGAGAGGGCUUUAGGCGGGGAGGGGGCGGGGCGGGGCCGCUGGACGAUCAGUCGUGCUCCGUGCUGCAGAUAGCAAAGACACUGAGUGAGAGUGAGUUUCCCGGACAGCCUCCACGAGCCCCCUCAGCACCACCUCAUCGGGGGCCACCGCUGGGACUGGGAUUAGAUGCCUGCCGCACCUUCCCUCCCAGAAACCCCAUCCCAGAGAGCAUCGCCGAGGACAUGCCAGAGGAGGCUCUUUGGGGAAGCAGCAGUUCAUCUUUGUCUGUGGGGGAAUCUUCUGUCGGGGAGUGGCUACAGAGACUGGGCCUGGAGAGGUAUGAGCAGGGCCUUCUGCACAACGGCUGGGACGACCUGGAGUUCCUCAGUGACAUCACGGAGGAAGACUUGGAGGAGGCCGGGGUGCUUGAUCCCAGCCACAAACAAAUCCUGCUGGAGAGCCUCAGACAACAGCAGAAAUAAAGAAAAAGAAGAGAGAAUUUAAAACUGGUCCAUAAUGGUCUUAGACCAGUCCAAACAGGCCUGGAACCAUUUCAGGUCCAAAUGGCCAAAUUGCAGCUGAACUGAACUGAACUGAACUGAGCUGAGCUGAAC